Umbelopsis ramanniana AG is the source of this 1464-nucleotide messenger RNA. RefSeq lists its product as uncharacterized. Lineage: Eukaryota; Fungi; Mucoromycota; Umbelopsidomycetes; Umbelopsidales; Umbelopsidaceae. Gene Ontology annotation, molecular function: acetyl-CoA C-acetyltransferase activity. Bases 186 to 1382 code for a protein of 398 amino acids. The transcript has 5 exons. The record is from RefSeq and is a predicted model, not a curated record. Gene Ontology annotation, biological process: fatty acid beta-oxidation.
GAUGAUUAAUGAGGAAAGUAAUUCAUUUUGCACUUAUAUGGGUGCCUUGGAGCUGAUUGGGCGAGACCUUGGUCAAUUUCCUUCAGUCAGCGAAACUCUUUCUCCACAUUGGAAAUGGAUUCUCACGUGUUAGAAACAUCAAGUAUAAAAGACACCAGUUCUUUUUUUGUAGUCUAUAACUAAUCAUGUCCCUUAGACAAGUCUACAUCGUCGCUGCCAAGCGCACACCCUUCGGUACCUUUGGAGGAAAACUUAGAAGUCUUUCCGCUGCUGAGCUUGGUGGUUUGGCUUCAAAGGCUGUUUUGUCCAGUCUGCCUGCUAAUACCCCUAUUUCAUCCACCAUCAUGGGUAACGUUUUGCAGACUGAUACUGCAGGCGCUUACCUUGCCCGCCAUAUUGGACAUCGCGCCGGUCUUCCUUUCGAAGUUCCUGCUUUGACCGUCAACCGUCUUUGCGGAUCAGGUUUUCAAUCUGUCAUCAAUGGUGUUCACGAGAUCUUGCUAGGCGAAUCCGAAAUCGUUUUGGCAGGUGGUGCUGAAAAUAUGUCCAAGGCCCCUUAUGUCGUUGAUGGUGACAAGACUCGAUGGGGUACUCGCUAUGGUGUUGAUCUCAAGAUGGAGGACUCCCUUUCUGCUGUUCUAGUCGAUCAGUACCCCUCCCCCACCCCUAUGGGUAUCACUUCGGAGAACUUGGCUAGCAAGUACAACAUCACUCGUGAACAAUGCGACGAAUUCGCUCUUCUAAGUCAGCAACGCUAUGCUAAAGCCGCCAGCCAAGGCAUCUUCGAGAGAGAAAUCAUUCCUGUUGAAGUUAAGGGAAAGAAGGGACCGGAAACUGUGUCGGUUGAUGAACACCCUCGUCCACAAAGCACAGCUGAAUCACUGGCCAAACUUAAGCCCGUGUUCAAGCGCGAUGGCGGAGUCACCACUGCGGGCAAUGCUUCAGGCAUCAACGAUGGUGCUGCUGCUAUUAUUGUUGCCUCUGAAGAAGCCGUCAACAAGUACGGAUUGACUCCUCUUGCCCGUAUUGUUAGCUGGCAAUCAUCUGGUGUUGAUCCUAGCAUCAUGGGUAUCGGACCGGUUCCUGCUAUCCAAGGUGCCUUGAAGCGUGCCAACUUAGGAUUGGAUCAGAUGGAUCUCAUUGAAGUCAACGAAGCUUUUGCUGCACAAUACCUUGCUGUUGAAAAGGAAUUAGGUCUCGAUCGAUCCAAGACCAACCGUAACGGUGGUGCCAUCGCCAUUGGUCAUCCUCUUGGUGCCUCUGGUGCUCGUAUUCUCACCCAUUUGACACACGAACUUCACCGAACCAACAGUAAGCUUGCUGUUGGUUCCGCUUGUAUUGGAGGAGGACAGGGUAUCGCUGUUGUACUAGAGCGUGUUUAAAAAGAAAAGCAAUGUGAUAUAACCCCCAACCAUGUAUGUUAUGAAAUAAUAAAAAUGGAGCUGUGCACUGAACGUUUCUGUG